Messenger RNA from Periconia digitata, 2684 nucleotides. The record is from the annotation of a GenBank genome assembly. NCBI's taxonomy places the organism in Eukaryota, Fungi, Ascomycota, Dothideomycetes, Pleosporales, Periconiaceae.
CGCCCGCCCCAUGGGACCCUGCGCCAAGGCCCUAGCGAAUAAAUUUCUGGCCGCCUGUCUACUCUUCCUUCACUUCAAACUCUACACCACCUUUUUCUUCUUCCUUCACUCACAGCCUGCCACGCCUCACUUUCCGUCUCCUUACAAAUCACAGCGCUGCUAUAUUGAGCAGGUCACAGCUCAAACGUCCCACAGAAACACGAUCAAUGGCCACGGCCAUGGAGUCCUCCCGCAUCUUUGUACGCGGUCUGCCCCCCAAAUUCACCGAGGAUGACGUCCGGAAGCACUUUGGCAAAUUCCCAGUCACCGACGUCAAGUAUUUUCCUGCGCGCCGCAUUGGCUACGUAGGCUACAAGUCCCCCCAAGAUGCCUCAUUGGCCAUCAAAUAUUUCAACAAGUCCUUUAUUCGCAUGUCCAAAAUCUUUGUCGAGAUGGCUAGACCGAUUGCCGAUAAGGAGCUGCACAUGUCACGUAGAGCUCAGAAGGAACAGAGGAGCCAACCUAGGCACGACGAGUACAUCCCGCCUUCCUUCGACAACAACCUCAAGCGAAAGCGUGAGGAGGUGCAACAAGAUCCCAAGCUGAGGGAGUACCUGGAGGUGAUGCAGCCUCGCUCAAAAACAAACGUCUGGGCCAACGAAGAGGCCAUGAUCGAAGGUGCUGCGGAUCCUGCUACACCCACGCAAGAUGCCGUUAUCGACACUCCAGCUGGCGACAGUGACGAUGAAUAUCAAGUCAUCGCCAAGAAGGUCAAGACAGCACAGCCGACUCCAGCUUCUGAGAGAGUUACUGUAGAGGAUGUGUCGGUGGUCAACCGUCGAGACGAACCAGAGCCCGAGCCGGCUACGGAAAGUCUUGAAGAGGACACUGCCACCGAACAAGCCCCAUUGACAGAUGCAGACUGGUUGCGGUCACGGACAAAUCGGGUACUAGACUUGGUGGAAGACGAUGACGAGGGCGUUCCACCACCAAAGGCUGAGCCGCAAUCGCACCAUGUGGUAGAAGACAGCCCAGAAACAGCAGAAAAACAAACUGCGGAAACGUCAAACGAAGCAAAGGCCGAGGAUGUGGCGACUGAGCUCACCGAAGAGGAGAAGAUCCGAGAGACCGGUCGGUUGUACCUCAGAAAUCUCUCGUAUGAGAUUUCGCAAGAGGAUCUUCGACAGCAAUUCUCUAAAUACGGCACACUUGACGAAGUCCAUGUACCGUCAACCAAAAGCGAUGGCAAAGGCAAAGGAUUCGCCUUUCUGCAAUUCGAUGACCCCGAGCAUGCGGUCGAGGCGUACAAAGAGAACGAUGGUGUCAUCUUCCAAGGUCGACUGCUUCACAUCCUUUCUGGAAAAGCGAAGCGCAAUGAUGAACUGGAUGAAUUUGCGAUAUCCAAACUUCCAUUGAAGAAGCAAAAGGAAGUCAUGAGGCGAAAGAACGCCUCCGCCCACUCAUUCAACUGGAACUCGCUUUAUCUGAACACGGAUGCCGUCAUGUCUGCAGUUGCACAACGGUUGAACCUUAGCAAAGCUGAUCUUUUGGACCAUACCUCUUCUGACGCAGCUGUGAAACAGGCCCAGGCAGAAACUCAUGUCAUACAGGAAACCAAGAAUUACUUUGCUAAACACGGUGUUGAUCUUGAGGCGUUCAAGAAGAGCUCCAAAGGCGACGUGGCUAUUCUCGUCAAGAACAUUCCGCAUGGCGUAAGUGCUGUCGAAGUUCAGAAACUCUUCGAAGAGCAUGGCGAAGUGAAGCGGUUCUUAUACCCACCACUUGGCAUGACGGCUAUAAUUGAAUUUUCGAAUGCCACGCAGGCGAAAACCGCAUUCGCGGCCUUAUCCUACAAGAAAAUGAAAGACUCUAUUCUCUAUCUAGAGAAGGCACCCAAAGACCUGUUCAAAGAGGGCGCGGUUGCACCAGCACUGCAUGCCGUACCCUCUGACGACAAGAUCGGCGCCAAGCUUUCAGCGACUGACCUGCUUGAGGAGGAGUCAAGACCAGAAGCUAGCAAUGUGGCUACACUGCAUGUGAAGAAUCUGAAUUUCUCGACAACAACGCAGAAACUUACGCAGACCUUCUCACCUCUGGCUGGGUUUAGGAGCGCUGUAGUAAGAUCCAAAAUCGAUCCAAAGCGGGGCGUAUUGUCCCUCGGAUAUGGAUUCGUCGAAUUCAACAAUGUGGAAGCUGCUACGGCUGCUUUGCGGGCCAUGGACGGACACAACCUUGAAGGGCACGCUCUGAAAAUCCAAGCUUCUCACAGAGGUGCCGAUGCUGCUGAAGAGCGGCGGAGAGAUGAUGCGGCGAAGAAAGCGCCCGGCACAAAGAUUCUCAUUAAGAACUUGCCUUUCGAAGCUACUAAGAAGGACAUUCGCGCGCUAUUUGCCCCUUACGGAGCCCUUCGGUCGGUCAGAGUGCCCAAGAAAUUUGACUCGUCAUCGCGUGGUUUUGGUUUUGCCGAAUACUCGACGCAACGCGACGCAACGAAUGCCAUGAAUGCACUCAAGAAUACCCAUUUGCUGGGCCGUCGACUGGUCCUCACAUUUGCCGAAACCGAAUCUGAUGAUCCAGAGAAGGAGCUGGAAAAGAUGCAACAAAAGGUUGGGUCGCAGGCCAACAAGGUCGCCCUCCAACAAUUAACUUCGGGUGGGCGCAAGAAAUUCAACGUUACAGGUACCGACGAUUUAGAUGCCGCCUAG